ACUCAGCCGGUAGCCAUUCGCCUUAGCCGCCAUGAAACGGGACAACUCAGGAAACAACCAAGAUGGUCCUCCGUCAAAAUUCCAACGUUCUUCCGUUGAUUUAACAAAUGUUUCCAUCAGAUUUCUUAUUCCUGGGAGGGCUGCAGGGAUAAUGAUUGGGAAGGGUGGGGAAAAUAUCAAAAAAAUUCGAUCACAGGUUUGUUCUUUCAUAAUUCAUUUAGUGACUUGCUCAAUCGCUGUUUUGGCACCAACUGACUCGAUUCUUUGUUUUAUAUUCUUUACGGUUCCUCCACCUUCCGGACACUUACUCGCUGAAUCUGGUCAAUCUCCUCUGAUAACCCAAUGGUUUGGGUUGGUACCACAUGCCUGCCUUAUUCUCAAACUGAUGACUCUGGCUCACUGAAACCGGCCCUGCUUUAUCCCAUUUAUUGUCUCAGUAUAACGUCAAGCUGAAUAUUCCCGACAGCAGAGGCCCUGAACGGUAGGGUAACCCAGAAACUUAAUGUCACCUUGAUGUCUAUUCGGUCGAUUAAUUAGUUUGCCUAAAUUGUUAUUUUCAUGUUUUUGGUUCAUUAAUGUAUUUGUAAAGCCCUUUUUGGAUAUGAUUUGCAAAGUCAUUCCUGACUGCUUAACUACCAGCUAACCCACGAGUUACUGUUGUAACUGGAAACCCCAGUGACUUAGUCAUUCAUUGAAUUCUAUUGUGUAAAAAUCUAGACAAGUUUUGAUGAUAACCCUCAGACGGUUGUCUAGUUCUCCGAGCCCUCCACGACUGUCACUAUAUGGAAGGGUGUCAUGAGCUUCGUUAUACGAUUAAAGUUUUUGUUUUCUUCCUUCUUUCCCAUCCUAACUUGCUUUUUCUCCGAUAGGAUAAUGACUAUCGAAGGUGACCUGCAGGCUAUCUGCAGCAUCAUGCGCGAUGUUUGUCCGAAACUGAAGGAUAUAAUGAAUGCCAAACUUUCCGACCCUAAACGCAUAAUGGGUGCCCAAGGAUCUCGACGCCGCCCGAGACGAAGUGAAGAUCCAGAACGAGAUGAUGAGGAAGACGAAAACAUGAUUGACUUCAGAAUAUUAGUGCACGAAAGCCAAGCUGGGUCUGUAAUCGGUCGAGGCGGUGAACGUAUUAAGGACCUUCGUGAUAAAUACAAAAUGCGUGUUAUCAAGGUGUACCAGAUGUUGGCUCCGUUAUCUACUGACCGAGUUGUACAGAUGGUUGCUGACCCAGACAAUGUCGUCCAAUGUUUGAGAGCUGUGAUAGAAGCAGUAGAGUCUGCUCCUCCUCGUGGUCGCCGUGAGGAUUAUGACGCUGCCAACUUCAGUGAGGGUGAUGCUCUCAACUAUGGCGGUUGGUUGUCUCGAGAAGCUGCAGCAGCACUCGCUCAAGGGAUGCCUCUCCGUGGACCUGGGUGCAUGCCGCCGAUGGGUUAUAACAUGGGAGGUCCGUACAUGAUGGGUGGUGGAGACAUGGGGCCGAUGGGUGGCGGUAUGGGCCCUAUGGGAGGAGGGAUGGGACCAGGUGGAGGAAUGGGUCCUAUGGGCGGCGGACCGGUUCCCGGAGGUCGUGGUAGAGGACCUCGCUCUGGUGGCGGAAUGAUGAGUGGAAGCGCGCCUCUCGCUCAAGGCCAGCGAGGAAUGAUGGGCUCUUCAGGCCCAGCACCUGUCCCCCCUCCUGCCGGUCGUAACAACUCUAUGGGUCCUCCAGGUGGUUAUAGUAGUUCCGCAGACGGAGGCUACGGUGGUCAAGGUGGAUAUGACGGGUCAGGAGGAUUCGACAACGGAGUAUACGGAGGCAUCGACCAAACUGGACAGGGAGGAUUCAGCGGCCCUGGAUACGGUGGAUCAGGCAACAUGGCUUCUGGAGGUUACGGUGGGUCUGGGUAUGGUGGAAGCCAGCGUGGAUCGGCUGACAUGGCAGGUGGUCAAAGGUAAGUCAUUUCAUGUAAUACUACGUAACGCAACACUAAACGACCAAAACUCGUGAGAGUUUAAGUAGUUUAUAGGAAUUAGGAUCCAGCUGUGUACCUCAGGGUUGACUACGUAAAAGGAACUCGCCCCGAGCUAUUGUUCAACUUAGUUCGGAAAUCAUACACGCGGUAACAGCUGGGGGACCAUCGUUGUUUUUGGGACCUCGGCCAACCGUCAGAUGCUCCACUGUUGAAUCAGCCGGUCUGUAACAAUCCACAUAGUUGCUAAGAAUAGCCGCCCUAGGUUGUAAGGAGUACGCUUCAAAUUAAUUUCUACAGAACGGGGUUGCCUAUAUUGAAGUGUACCCACUGGCAAUGCUGGCUGUGAAUGGAGUUCCGAGAGGUAUCAGGGUUCGUCGUGGGCGGAGAGACUACUUGUGGUGGGUCUGAAAUUCAAACUUCGACUCACCCACAUCGGUUCGGGCAACCGAGUGGUACCAAUAGUCGUAACAAAAAUGGUGUGGCUCAAGGCCCGCCACAUGGUCCUGUAUUACUAGUGUGUCGGACUGAAGCAGAGAAGGCGGUACUUGCCGUAACCUAGCUACUGCAGAGUUGGAUUAUUGUUUACUCCCUCGUUCCGAGAUCACAAUCUUUUCCUAACAAAUGUUUGUUUUCCUUGUAGUGCUUCCCGUGGCGGCACCUAUGGUGGGUAUGGAAGUAUGGGAUCUGGAGAGCAUGUUGGAGGCAAAGCCAGCCAGUGGUAUGGCGGAUGGUCUUAAACAUUUACUUGCAUUUAAUUUCAGUAAAAUAUACCUGUU
Schistosoma bovis is the source of this 2722-nucleotide messenger RNA. Lineage: Eukaryota; Metazoa; Platyhelminthes; Trematoda; Strigeidida; Schistosomatidae. The record is from the annotation of a GenBank genome assembly.